CAUGAUUUUAAUUUGAAAAGGUGUGCAAAAAAAUGAUCACUGAAUUUGUUGGAAAUUUAUUUUGCCCCCCGGAACCGGGACAUGUCUUUGUUAUCUCUGGCAAAACGACAGAUGCGGCAAUGAGAUUGGACAUUGAUUUCCUCGCCAGUAAAGACGUUGAUGCCAAUUGCCUGCUCCAGAUCAGCAUUCAUUUCCACAAAGACGUCGUCGUGCGCAAUUCUCGCAUCAACAACGAAUGGGGAGAGCCAGAAACGAGCGAAAAUCUCGACACGGUAGCAGGUGUUCGUCCCCUGGUUGAAGGUCAACGGUUUCGUUUGUGCAUUUUAGUGACAGAAACGAAUUUUAUGAUCGCUUUUAACGAUACCCCGUUCUGUACUUAUGCAUUCCGCGGCGAAACUUCCGAAAUUAAAACGUUGCGAAUCACAAAAGAUCUUCAGUACGUCAACCAAGUGGAUCAUCGUCGUUGUUAUCCGUCGCCGAGACCGCUUGUGUGGCUAAAUGACGAUUACCAUUCGUUCUCGAACGACGUUCCGAAGAAAUUUAUGGCAGGACAUGCGAUGGUCGUUAAGGCAAUUCCCUUUGGAAACCCAAAAGGACGAUUUACGGUCACAUUUUUCGAGAACGAAACGAAAAAACAAGCGUUCCACUUCAAUGCACGAUUCGAUGAGAUGCGCGUCGUACGGAAUUCCACCAAUGACAAAUUAGUUUUUCGCGAGGAAGAGUCCAACGGUGAAUUUCCCUUUGUCUUUGAUCAGCAAUUUAAGAUGGCAAUCGCUCUCAGUUUGACACAUUUUUUGGUAGCGAUCGACGGAAAGCGUUUCUGCACGUACAAAUAUCGAACACAAAAUCAGUUUGAAGCGUUGAAUGGCUUUAAAAUCUUUUGUUUGGAACAAAUGCGACUGGAAGUGGCGUCAAUUGAUCAUAUUUACACGGGAUCGCCAACGUGUGCGGAAUUUGAGUCAUUUUCAAAUCCUGACGUGGAAUUAUUUUAACAAAAAUUAAGUACUUACAUCGCCC
Culicoides brevitarsis is the source of this 1017-nucleotide messenger RNA. RefSeq lists its product as uncharacterized. The record is from RefSeq and is a predicted model, not a curated record. Lineage: Eukaryota; Metazoa; Arthropoda; Insecta; Diptera; Ceratopogonidae. Gene Ontology annotation, molecular function: carbohydrate binding. The transcript is spliced from 2 exons. Bases 33 to 992 code for a protein of 319 amino acids.